CGUGGGGGUCUGGGACUCCGGCCAUUCCUGCCGGUCCGAGUCGAGUCACAACUCUGGUCUCCGGUCCCGGGGUGGCAGAAGCAUGGAAGUCGACGGCCGGUGGCGGAGCCUGCCUAGCGGGCCAAGCCUAAAGCAUUUGACCGACCCUUCGUACGCGAUUCCUCCGGAGCAGCAAAAGGCGGCGUUGCAGGACCUGACGCGGGCGCACGUGGACUCCUUCAACUACGCGGUGCUGGAGGGGCUGAGCCACGCGGUGCAGGCCAUACCUCCCUUUGAAUUUGCUUUCAAAGAUGAGCGCAUCUCUCUUACUAUUGUGGACGCUGUCAUCAGUCCGCCGUCGGUGCCCAAAGGGACCAUCUGCAAAGAGCUCAGUGUUUAUCCAGCCGAGUGCCGGGGCCGGAGGAGCACCUACCGCGGGAAGCUGACGGCCGACAUCAGCUGGGCAGUGAAUGGCGUCCCCAAAGGGAUCAUUAAACAGUUUCUCGGCUAUGUUCCCAUCAUGGUCAAGUCUAAGCUUUGCAACUUGUACAACCUUCCUCCUCAGGCCCUCAUUGAGCACCAUGAGGAGGCAGAGGAAAUGGGAGGUUAUUUUAUAAUCAAUGGCAUUGAAAAAGUCAUCCGAAUGUUGAUUAUGCCUCGGAGAAAUUUCCCCAUCGCGAUGAUAAGACCCAAGUGGAAAGGUAGAGGGCUUGGCUACACUCAUUUCGGGAUUUCAAUGCACUGUGUGAGAGAAGAGCAUUCUGCUGUCAAUAUGAACCUUCACUAUGUGGAGAAUGGCACGGUGAUGUUGAACUUUAUUUACCGGAAAGAGCUGUUUUUCCUUCCUUUGGGAUUUGCGCUUAAGGCUCUUGUGAGCUUUUCCGAUUAUCAGAUUUUCCAGGAGCUCAUCAAAGGCAAAGAGGAAGACUCUUUCUUUAAGAAUUCUGUUUCUCAGAUGUUGAGGAUUGUGAUGGAAGAGGGUUGCUCCACGCAGAAGCAGGUCCUUAACUAUCUGGGUGAACGCUUCAGAGUGAAGCUCAAUCUUCCCGACUGGUACCCGAACGAGGAAGCGGCCAAGUUCCUGUUCAAUGAGUGCAUCUGUAUCCACUUGAAAUCCGAUACUGAGAAGUUUUAUCUGCUUUGUCUUAUGACCCGGAAGCUCUUUGCUUUGGCCAGAGGAGAGUGCAUGGAGGACAACCCUGAUAGUUUAGUGAAUCAAGAAGUCCUUACGCCUGGUCAGCUCUUCCUGAUGUUUCUGAAGGAAAAAAUGGAAAAUUGGCUAGUGUCUAUUAAAAUUGCUUUAGAUAAGAGGGCUCAGAAGACCAACGUAUCCAUAAACAAUGAAAAUUUGCUGAAGAUAUUUAGUAUGGGAUCAGAACUAACAAAACCAUUUGAAUAUCUUCUUGCUACUGGGAAUCUGCGUUCAAAAACAGGUCUCGGCUUCCUGCAAGAUUCUGGCCUGUGUGUUGUGGCUGACAAGCUGAACUUCAUUCGCUAUCUCUCCCACUUCCGCUGUGUGCACAGAGGGGCCGACUUUGCCAAGAUGAGGACCACCACAGUGCGCAGGCUGCUUCCAGAGUCCUGGGGCUUCCUCUGCCCUGUGCACACCCCAGACGGGGCGCCCUGUGGGCUGCUGAACCACCUGACCGCCGUAUGCGAGGUCGUCACGAAGUGUGUGUACACGGCGUCUGUUCCAGCCUUGCUCUGCGGCUUAGGAGUCACUCCUAUCGACGCGGCACCUUGUCGGCCCUACAGUGACUGCUACCCUGUCCUGCUGGAUGGCGUCAUGGUGGGCUGGGUGGACAAGGAGCUUGCUCCUGAUGUUGCAGAUGCUCUCCGUCGCUUUAAGGUGUUGAGAGAAAAAAGAAUUCCUCCUUGGAUGGAGGUGGUCCUGGUCCCCAUGACAGGAAAACCAAGCCUGUACCCAGGGCUGUUCCUCUUCACCACCCCCUGCAGGCUGGUGAGGCCUGUGCAGAACUUAGAACUGGGUAAAGAAGAACUCAUUGGAACUAUGGAACAGCUCUUCAUGAACGUGGCCAUUUUUGAGGAUGAGGUUUUUGCUGGAACUUACACACACCAGGAGCUCUUCCCUCACAGCCUGCUGAGUGUGAUCGCCAACUUCAUUCCCUUCUCCGAUCAUAACCAGAGUCCUCGGAACAUGUACCAGUGCCAGAUGGGUAAACAGACCAUGGGCUUCCCACUGCUCACUUAUCAAGACCGAUCGGAUAAUAAACUCUACCGUCUCCAGACACCUCAAAGCCCGCUAGUGAGACCGUGCAUGUAUGACUAUUAUGACAUGGACAACUAUCCAGUUGGGACAAACGCCAUUGUAGCUGUGAUCUCCUACACUGGCUAUGAUAUGGAAGAUGCCAUGAUUGUGAAUAAGGCUUCUUGGGAACGAGGCUUUGCUCAUGGAAGUGUCUACAAGUCUGAGUUCAUAGACCUCUCUGAAAAAUUUAAGCAAGGGGACGAUAGUCUUGUGUUUGGGGUCAAGCCUGGCGACCCGCGGGUCAUGCAGAAGUUGGACGGUGAUGGAUUGCCAUUCAUAGGGGCAAAGCUGCAGUUUGGUGACCCCUACUACAGCUACCUGAACCUCAACACUGGGGAAGGCUUCGUGGUUUACUAUAAGAGUAAAGAAAACUGUGUUGUGGACAACAUCAAAGUGUGUAGUAACGAUGCGGGCAGUGGGAAGUUCAAGUGUAUCUGUAUUACCAUACGAGUCCCUCGGAAUCCAACGAUUGGAGAUAAGUUUGCCAGCCGUCACGGACAGAAGGGCAUUCUGAGCAGGUUGUGGCCAGCUGAGGACAUGCCUUUUACUGAGAGCGGCAUGGUGCCAGACAUUCUGUUUAACCCGCAUGGCUUUCCCUCCCGCAUGACCAUCGGUAUGUUAAUCGAAAGUAUGGCUGGGAAGUCUGCGGCUCUGCACGGUCUCUGCCAUGACGCCACGCCCUUCGUCUUCUCUGAGGAGAGCUCCGCCUUGGGGUACUUUGGGGAGAUGUUAAAGGCGGCUGGCUACAACUUCUAUGGCACCGAGAGGUUGUACAGCGGCAUUAGCGGGAUGGAGCUGGAAGCAGAUAUUUUCAUCGGUGUGGUUUAUUACCAGCGCUUACGCCACAUGGUGUCAGACAAAUUUCAAGUUAGGACAACUGGCGCCAGGGACAAAGUCACCAACCAGCCUGUCGGGGGAAGAAACGUCCAGGGUGGGAUCCGCUUUGGGGAGAUGGAACGGGAUGCUCUCUUGGCACAUGGUACGUCCUUUCUCCUUCACGAUCGGCUCUUCAACUGCUCUGACCGCUCGGUGGCCCACGUAUGUGUGAAAUGUGGCAGUUUGCUCUCCCCGCUGCUCGAGAAACCUCCUCCGUCGUGGUCUGCAAUGCGCAACAGAAAAUACAACUGCGCUGUCUGUGGCCGCAGUGACACCAUCGACACUGUCUCUGUGCCGUAUGUGUUCCGGUAUUUCGUAGCCGAGUUGGCAGCUAUGAAUAUCAAAGUAAAACUGGAUGUCAUUUAACUCGAUCCCGGCCGUUAGCCUUUCAGGCAGAUGCCUAGCCAGCGCCCAGGGUCCUCCGGCCGUGCAUCAUGUAAUCUGUGCACAUGCACUGUGUGGCGAGCACUGUGCUGGGACCCCUUUAAAGCCGAGCUCCACCCAUUCCUCGCUCUUUCCCACCGCUCCUCCUAGAGGCAAGCAGGCAGACAGGCCUUUGCGCCUCUCCCUUCUCUUCUUUUCUCCUCAACUCGUCCGUCCCCCCUCCCCCAUAAGACCUCCAUGUGAACCCUGACGCAUAGUAUGUCUGUCUGUCUGUCUGUCUGCUCUUGCCCACCUUUUUUUUUUUUUUUUUUUUUAAACAACAUUGGUGACUUGUGACUUGGCAGGCCAUCCUGGUGCUGGCAGUCUGGGGUACACCGGAACCCUGAACCUGUUUCAUCUACGACCCCCUCCUCACAGCACCAGCCACUAUGAUUAUUGAGUCUCCCCUCUUCCAGUCAGCAUAAACACUUCCCUGGACCUGUGGGAACAACCGAUGACCCUCCGGUGCCCCAUGGGGGGGAUGGGGGGAUGGGGGGAGGGCCGGGCAGCACCACCUUCAGGGCUACGCUGGUCCCUUUUGCCAGCCAUCACCUCUGGCCAUUCCCCCAUGAGUGAGGUCUCGUUUCUCGUCUAUGGCACCUACGUGUCCCUUGGCCCCUGCCCUCUGUGUGAUGACUCACUGGGCAGCUUGUUCAUGUCUCAUCUCUCUGACCCAAACAUCCCUCGGGCUUAGCCCUGACCCCUGCUCUGUGUUUGACAAAUCACUAAGCAGCCUAUGCUAUCUCAAUUGAUCCUCGCUUAAUUUCUGGGAUGCUAGAAAUUUUCAAGCCAUUGGAUCUCAGUUUUUUCAUUUUGUUUUUUCUCCUCUGCCCCACCCCCAUGGGGAAUAAGCCUAACAGUAAUAUAAGCCCGACAUCUCCUCUGGAAUGUCUUUAGAAAAACCUUAAACCUCUACGCUUAAUGCCCUGCUUAAAGACUUCUAAACUCAUCUGCCUUUGCACCCAGAAAUGGCCUAAAUAUCACUUAGAUAACCAGUUAAAAUGGCCACCUAAUGUCACUUUAUACCUCAAUAUUUUAUAGGAGCUUUCCAGCUUUUGCCCGCGGAUGGGUAGAUGGAAGGAGUUGCCUUACAUACAAGCUUUCCAUAAAAGAAUUCCAAUAUAUUACCCAAUCUUAUAGUCUCACCUUUCAUGAUACAUAUAUGAUCCUAACUAACAACCUGUUUCCUGAGGAGCACAAGCAAGUUUGAGAACAGGUUAAAAUACAUGCAGACAAAAUUCAUCAAACUAAUGCAGCACGUCCACCUAGGGCCAAGGUGGUCCCCGAUCGGUGGAGACCCACGAUGAGAUUAUAACACCCCAAGAGGUGCUCUAGCUAGAGACCAGUUUACAACCUGGCUCCUGGAGGAUCUCUGUAAGACUGCCCUUAAACCAGUGAACUAUGGAGAAACUCCCAGACUCAAAAAGGAGACUCACAGAACAAAUUUCAGAAUAACUCUUUAUUAUUGCCUGCCCUCAGCAAUGAACCGCCUGUGUCUCCUGGGGGCUAAGGUGUCACUAUGAUGAUGGGAAAGGAACAGGUGCUUUAAGGUUUGGUUAGGUGGAGAUAGAAAAGCUUAAUUGAUGGUAAGGAGAGAAUGAUUUGAGGUGUUCCAGCAGUCUCAAUAACCCAGCGCCCUCAUUGCCCGCCCACUUGCCACCCCUAACUCCUCGCUUUUUUCUAAUAAACAAAAGAGGGGAAUGUUAGCAUUUCAGGCAAAUACUUAGCUAGCACCCAGGGCCUUAGGGUCCUAUGUUACCUAAUCUAUGCACUGUGUGGCUGUGUAAGCCUCUAUUCACAUGCACUAAGACCCCCUUUAAAGGCAAGCUCCGCCCAUUCCUCUUUCCCACUGCCCCUCCCAGAGGCAGGCAGACCUUUGCGUCUCUCCCUUCCAAUCCCUCCUCUCCUUCUCUCAACUCUUGUCUUCCCCCCUCAAUAAACCCUCCUCGUGAGCCCUGUUACAUGGUGUGCCUUUCGGCUCUCGCCUGCUGUUUUUAAUAACACCAGCCAUCUGAGUUAAGAGAUUAGAACAAAAGGUGACUUUAAUCCCGUGAAGAUAUUAUGGGUUCACUCUGAAUCUAUACAAGAAUUUCAAUACUGACGCCAAGAACAGGCAGCUGAGAAUUCAAGACUUCCGUGCCUCCGAAACCUGCUGAAGUUGGUCUGUUACAUUUGUUUAAAAAUGUUCUUAAAUGACUUCUUUACAAUGAUUUGUUGGUCACAGAUCAUGCAGGGACACCUCCUUUCCAGGCCCAGGUUCACUGCUCCCUGCUUUCAGUAGCAGUGUUUGUCAUCAUCCAGAGCAGGACAGUAUAAUAAACAGAAAAUGGAAGCCACAAAUGGAAUUUUUAUUUUUAUAUACAUGUAAAGUUAAGCUAUUUCAUGUAUAUAAUUUAAUGGAUUAUAACAUAGGUAUAGUCUGUGAUAUCAUCAUGGUCAAGGUAAAUAAACAUAUCUUGUCAUCUCCAAAGUUUCCUUGUACACAUUUGGGUGGGUGGUGCAUACGUGCGUGCAUGUAUGCAUGUGUGUGUUGUGUUCUCUUCACAGUUCCAAGUGCAAUUGUCAGCUACAAGCAGCUCUCUAUUUCCCUGACCUUCAGCAAAAGCCAUUCUACUCUGUGUCUGUGAGUUCGGCUUUUUCAGUAACUCAUAGUGGGAUCAUGCAGGCCUGUCCAUGUUUCACUUAGCAUGGUGUCCUCAAGGUUCAGCCAUGUCUUCAAAUUGGCAGGACUUCCUCCACCUUUAAGGCUGAAUGUAUCUGAUUAGUGAGCAGCUGUGGUCCUUUGCUUAUUUUUUUUAACCUUU
Peromyscus maniculatus bairdii (prairie deer mouse) is the source of this 6351-nucleotide messenger RNA. It is a transcript of the gene Polr1b, whose product is annotated as RNA polymerase I subunit B. Lineage: Eukaryota; Metazoa; Chordata; Mammalia; Rodentia; Cricetidae. Gene Ontology annotation, cellular component: nucleus. Gene Ontology annotation, biological process: DNA-templated transcription. Gene Ontology annotation, molecular function: DNA binding; ribonucleoside binding; DNA-directed RNA polymerase activity. The record is from RefSeq and is a predicted model, not a curated record.